AUGGCCGCCACGUCGAUCCAGGACCGCACGCCCGAAUUCCGGAGCAUCUUGCAGCAGGCCCAGCGCCGCGUGCAGAAUAAUAAGGCCAGCGCCCAGCGCCAGUCGCUGCUGUCGCAGUCGCAGAAGCAGGCCGCCGAGUCGCCGCAACGGCAGCGCAGCGAGUUCGCUCGCAAAGCGGCCGAGAUCGGGCGCGGCAUUUCUGGUGCCAUGGCGAAGCUGGAGCGCCUGGCCCAGCUGGCUCGCCGCAAGACGCUCUUCGACGACCGUCCCGUCGAGAUUGCCGAGCUCACGUACGUCAUAAAGCAGGACCUGGCUCAGCUCAACACCUCGAUCAAGCAACUGCAGCAGCUGUCGGCCGCCCAGCACCCCCAGAACCAGAAGGACCAGGAAGGCGAGCACAACAAGAACGUGCUGUUGCUGCUGCAGGGCCGCGUGGCCGACGUUGGCCUGUCUUUUAAGGAAGUGCUCGAGGUCCGCACCAAGAACAUUCAAGCCUCCAAGUCGCGCACUGAGAACUUCGUCUCUUCCGUCUCCUCGAACGCCCAGCCCGGCCUCGAGCCCGGCCGCACCGACUCGCCGCUGUACCAGACACCAUCUCGGGGCCGCAGUCCAAAGCCUGGGUUCCAGAAUACAAAUGCCGCUCAGCAAGAUCUCCUGACGCUGGAGCCCAAUGGUUCCGGCUCGUCCGCGCUGAUGGGAGGAAGAGGCGGUGCGGGAAUGUCGGAUCAGCAGCUCAUGCUCAUGGAAGAGGCUCAGCCUGCGAACACGUACAUCAACCAGCGUGGCGAAGCCAUCGAGGCGAUCGAACGGACCAUCUCCGAGCUUGGUGGGAUCUUCGGCCAGUUGGCACAAAUGGUGUCAGAACAGAGCGAAAUGAUCCAGCGCAUUGACGCCAACACGGAAGACGUCGUCGACAACGUCCAGGGUGCCCAGCGCGAACUGAUGAAAUACUGGAACCGCGUCAGUGGGAACAGAUGGCUGGUCGCCAAAAUGUUUGGUGUUCUUAUGAUUUUCUUCCUUCUUUGGGUCCUUAUCGCUGGCUGA
Lasiodiplodia theobromae is the source of this 1044-nucleotide messenger RNA. Its product is annotated as Er-golgi snare complex subunit. Gene Ontology annotation, biological process: endoplasmic reticulum to Golgi vesicle-mediated transport; intracellular protein transport; vesicle fusion. Bases 1 to 1044 code for a protein of 347 amino acids. Gene Ontology annotation, cellular component: endomembrane system; SNARE complex; Golgi membrane. Gene Ontology annotation, molecular function: SNAP receptor activity; SNARE binding. The transcript has 2 exons. The record is from RefSeq and is a predicted model, not a curated record. Lineage: Eukaryota; Fungi; Ascomycota; Dothideomycetes; Botryosphaeriales; Botryosphaeriaceae.